Messenger RNA from Rosa chinensis, 441 nucleotides. RefSeq lists its product as uncharacterized. Bases 1 to 441 code for a protein of 146 amino acids. Lineage: Eukaryota; Viridiplantae; Streptophyta; Magnoliopsida; Rosales; Rosaceae. The record is from RefSeq and is a predicted model, not a curated record. The transcript is spliced from 3 exons.
AUGACGUCGAUGGAGGUGAUUCUCGGUGAAGGCGCAUAUCCGACUCCAUCGAUUGUCGCCAAUUCACCGGAGGUUUUGCUGACCAGAAUUAAAGUUGGGCCGAAGCCCGAUCAAACUGGGUCUGAUGGUGGUGGCGGUGGUGUUGCUGGGUCGUCUUCUUCUGUCAAAUCGGACUCUAGGGCUGUGUCCAAAUGUGAAGCAAACAUUCAAUUGGCGGAGGAAUGCAAAGUGUCGCUGUCGAGUGUAGCUGGGAUGUCUUUUGCUGGUGGUUCUGCAGCUGGGUCUGUUCCACAGUGGCCUAUGGAUGAGUUUAUGGGAUUCACUUAUUUCGAUCAGAGCAUUGGGUACAUGGAUAAUGGAUCGUCUAAGGCUAACUGCGGUAAACUUGGGGAUUCUGAUUCAUCUAUUUUAAGAUCAUCUGAGGCAAUAGAAGUGUGUUAA